Triplophysa rosa is the source of this 3363-nucleotide messenger RNA. RefSeq names its product collagen alpha-1(XXIV) chain (gene col24a1). Bases 1 to 1890 code for a protein of 629 amino acids. Lineage: Eukaryota; Metazoa; Chordata; Actinopteri; Cypriniformes; Nemacheilidae. The record is from RefSeq and is a predicted model, not a curated record. Gene Ontology annotation, molecular function: extracellular matrix structural constituent. The transcript is spliced from 23 exons.
AUGUGCCCUGAUGUAGAGAAUGUGAACUUAAAGCAGAUAUUUCUUCACCAGGGACCUGAAGGAAAACCGGGUCUGCCAGGAAACCGCGGCCGUCAGGGAAAAAAGGGUGAGAAAGGCUCGUCGGGUCACCUUGGAGAAACGGGCUCAUCGGGUGAGGCGGGACAGACGGGGGAGCGAGGUCUAAAAGGUGCUCGUGGAACCAGAGGACCUGCAGGUCAACCUGGAGUUAUGGGACCUCAGGGAGAACCGGGACUGAAAGGUUACGCAGGUCAUGCUGGCAAGCCCGGUCCUGCGGGACCCCCGGGACCAAAGGGAGAAAAGGGUUAUCCCGGUGAAGACAGUAAGACUGCCGGACCUCCUGGGCCCUUAGGUGAACCAGGAGCUCCAGGAGAGAAAGGUGAACGUGGGGAACCAGGAGACACUGGAUAUCAGGGUCACGCAGGGGUCACAGGGGUUCGAGGAGCGCUCGGUCAGCAGGGAUCUCCUGGAUCUCCAGGGCUACCUGGUCAGGAAGGAUCCAAGGGCGAGAAAGGAAUUCAGGGGCUCGCUGGUAAGAAAGGAUCCCGAGGUCCUCCUGGAGCGCCAGGUCUGGAGGGUCGUGUGGGUUUGCCGGGACUGAGAGGGACGCCGGGGUACCCAGGAUCUGACGGGCUAACUGGUCUUCCGGGGUUACCGGGUGUCCCUGGAUCAAAGGGGCGUACGGGUCAGCGUGGUGAUACGGGUCCAGAGGGGAGGGCGGGGCUUCCUGGUCCUCGGGGUGAGCUUGGACUUCCCGGUGUCGUGGGAGAGAGAGGGCCAGCGGGGUUAAAGGGCGAGAGGGGUUUACCCGGUGACAGAGGUGGAGCGGGCAUCAGAGGGAUGGAGGGGGCGACGGGUGACCAGGGCAUGACAGGAGAGCCAGGAGCCAAAGGACAGCCAGGCGAGGUGGGUGACGCCGGCGUGGUGGGACUCCAGGGAUUCCCAGGACCCAAGGGUCCAGGUGGAGAUGUGGGUCUGGCUGGUGUUCAUGGACCCAAAGGGCCCGCUGGUGUUCCUGGUUUCUCAGGUCCCGUAGGUCCGUCAGGAAUGAUCGGUCCGGUCGGAAAGCCUGGUCCCAGAGGCCUUAAAGGAAGCCGGGGUGAGAUGGGACCUCAGGGGCCACAGGGCAGUCCGGGACCGCAGGGACCUCCAGGUUUAGCCGGUCCAUCGAGACGCAUCAAUGUGAACACUGCCUUUCAGGGUCUGAUGGAGUCUGAUGCUUUCCCGCACCUGGAGAGUUAUCAGAACACAGAUGCAUCUCCUCUCCAGCAGAAUGCUGAGAUCUUCAGAACCCUGCGGUAUCUGAACGGCAUCGUUACCAGCAUGAAAACUCCAGCGGGCACACGAGAAAACCCUGUGCGCAUCUGCAAAGACCUACUGGACUGCCGGAGCAAGAUGAGUGACGGAAUGUUCUGGGUAGAUCCAAACCUGGGCUGCACAUCGGAUGCCAUCCAGGUGUUCUGCAACUUCACAGCAGGUGGACAGACCUGCCUGCACCCUCUUACUACAGACAAGACCAAGUUUGAUGUUGGAAAAGUCCAGAUGAAGUUCCUGCACCUGUUGAGCGUCAACGCCACUCAGACCAUCUCCCUUCACUGCUACAACCACCCGGCAACUGUCGUCACGGAGACACCUCCUCCUCUGCGCUUCCAGGGCUGGAACGGUCAUGUGUUUGAGGAACACUCAUCUCCGAGACCUCCCGGGCUUCUGGAUACUUGUGAGGUCCGUGAUGGUAGAUGGCAUCAGUCCCGCUUCAUGUUUCAGACCCAGGACACGUACCAGCUUCCCAUCGUGAGCGUGCGAGGUCUGGAUCCCUCUCAACCAUCAGACCAGCGGCGGCAGCUGGAGAUCGGCCCCGUUUGCUUUCUGUGAAAUCACAGAAGGACCCGUGUUUCAAAUGUUAUGUCAGACCAUUGGUGAACUGGACGACUGCGGGGUGUUCUCUCACGGGUCCUGUGGAGUCUCACAGGAAGAACAAACGCUGUUAGGAAUGUCUUUCAGAGAUGGACAAGUUCUUCCGGAGCCCGAGACAUGUUUUGAGAGACGUGUGUUAUUCAUUCAGUUGUGCGUGGGGGUUCAGAGGAAAAUCUAGGGGGCCUUUCACACACAAACGAUCCUUAACGUGCAAUACCUUGUGUAUUGAGUGUUAGAUCUCACGAUAUCGAUGCUUACAGUGUCAAACAAGGUUUUUCUGUUGAAAAGCCGAAUCUGUACUUGUACCUCUUGUUUCAGAUGGCGCUCUACCUCCUUCAUGUGCAGGUGCAUGUGUUCGGGCGUGUUGAGACCCGAAACAUACUCGGUGUAACACACAAUCUUCAUUACCCGCGUGCGUCCUCGCGUUCUGCAAGCGCAGUCCAUAACGCAAUGAAAGCAAACCCAGCACGAAAUGCCGUCAGUUUUGGGUCUCGGGUCAACUACUGUCAACAGUUUGAAGAAAAUCUUGCUGAGCGAGUCAGUUUAAAUGUGUGCAUACAUCUACCACGUGCGGUUUUAAUGACACAUACAUGUGAAGGUCACCCGUGUACCGAGGUCAAUCCUUGAAAUCUGUGCGUUGACAUCUACAGUAUGUUGCAGGCCUUGAGGUGUAUGUUUGUGCUCGCUUCAUAAGUACUUUUGCGUUUGCUCAGAACAAACCUAAUUUAUAUGAACAGUGUUUUAUAAGUUAUGUUAUACGUCGGCUUAAUAUACUUCAAUAUGCUCGCGACCCUGGAAGAUGCAUCGCGAGGAUCUCACGUAAAACCCAAUUAAAUUAUAGCACAUAGACAACUGGCAGGAAUUUCAGUUCGUCACCAAUUGUCACAGUUGAAACAAAUUGACAUUUCAGUGUGUGCGUGUGUAUUUAGAUACAUGCAACUGACAUGCUUGUAAAACAACACACUCUUGUGCGUUCUGGAGGGGUCAGGCGACUUCUCCAUGGUGCUGCAGACAGUAUUCUGCAAUCAUUUUAUUUUCUUCUCGUGUAUAUUUUGACAUUUAUAUUGGUUAUUUAUAUUAACUUUUCAAAAAUACUGUACUCCAAUAAAUUAUGAUAUCUAUCUGGUCACUUAUCAUUUAUUUCACAUUUUUAUUUAUGCCAAAUUGUAUUUGUAUAUAAACACGAAUAGUUGAUUUUGUGUUGUGUUGUCUUCUGGCAGCUGUGAUUGGCCAGAUUCAGAUCAUGUGAUCACACAGAGGAAGUAACGCUUGUUAACUUAUGAUUACAGGAAAGAAACUGUCAAUAAAAGUGCCUACAAACAAAACACAAGACAAAAAAUAUAAAUAUGAAAUAUUUUAACAUUAAAUAAAAGGUGUUUUAAUCCCCAUGUCCUUAUUAUUUAUUUGUUUCAUAGUCGCUGCCUACAUCCU